AUUUCACUCAGGAGAUGUUCACGACAGUUCACGUUCAUCCGAUCUCACGCUCGCUGUCCAUCAACAACGCGUCUUUAACGUUCCAACCCUUCUCUACGCUCCUUUGCUUUCCUUUUUAAUUGUCUUCUUCUAUGGGUCUGUAAGACCUUGAGUCUCUUGUGAGAUGGCCCCAAUAUCUCGGGACGGCGACGUGGUUGCUUCGUUCUCAGGGAAAUGGAUAUCAGGGGCACAUACGAUCGCUGCAUAUUCGGCGUUUGUUGGGGCUUUGAUCGUGGGAAUAGCUCUGCAUUAUGAAAAGAUUGUGCAGAAUGAGCACUGGGGAUACCCGGAAGAAUGGUUCCCCUCAGUGUCUGCGACGAUUGGCGACCGAUACCCCGAACGAUCGGUAUUCCAACUCUUCAUUGCCAUAACCUCCGGGCCCCGAUUCGCGCUCGUAGCGCUCUGGUACGUCCUGACCAAACGACCAAACUCAUCCCUUUCGAACUUCGUGGCCGGAGUGGGCAUUUUCAGAACCCUUACGUGCGGCGGGUGGACAUACGUGACGUCUACCGAUGAUCACAAUUGGCACGAUAUCUUCAUGAUCUCGUAUUUGGUCGCUACGGUGCCGUGGACUUUGGGUUGCCUAGCUCUCAGUCCGCAAAACCCUCAAGCUAUCAGGUGGAGGAAGCGGUUCGCGACCGCGUUCUUCGGGACGAUUGUACCCCUGAUAUACUUCUUCAUUCAGCAUAAAGUGCAUAAGGUGGCAGGAGCGUAUACGAUCUAUGCCUUCUUUGAGUGGGCGCUUGUCUUACUUGACGUUGGAUUCGAUGCCGUCACAAUGCUGGAUUUUGACGGCGUUGAGGUCGUUGUCAAAGAUAUCCGAGGCAUUACAAGAGGUGCCGACAACCGCCUUGCGGAUGCUGUUCUGGAGAAGCAGAAAGCCAAACCGGCUGCCCAGGUCAUAUCUGCUGGUUUUUCCUGGCCCGUAGCCUUCGAUGCUGCUGCAGAUGUUUACAAUGGGUUUGUAUUCUGGUCAAUGUUGACCUCGCUUGGACUUUGCGUUUGGUACUUCCCAUUGUGGCACAUGGGUAUCUCUGGUUUCGAAGCCUUUAUCGUCUGUACUCUGACUCCAUACAUCCUUGGUCCGAGAGCCAUUCGAAACCUCUUCUUCCGCAACGUGCGCGUCCUCCAUCUUCUCUCUUUAUCCGGCCUGCUAGCUUGGCUGCUCAAAGAUCCCACAUACCGACUCUUUGCCGUUGCAUUUGGCGUCGGUAUGUCUUGCCUUGCCUGGGUCUGUACCUUUGGCGCCGCUGAAAGCAAGCCUGCAUACCGUCUUGAAUCGCGCAUCUCCGCAUUCUGCCUCGGCCUGAUAAUGUCUAGCAUUGCGAAAUUCGCAUGGCACACGAACAACCCCAUUUGGCCUGUUGUCAACGAGACUAACGGUGGCUGGAACAAAAUUGGCCUCCUAUUCGCCGUUCUUUCCAUCCUGCGUUCCACAAGGGACGACACUUCGGACAAAUUCUAUCCGGUCCCGCCGCGAACUGGGGGAAAGCCCGGUUCCCCCGCAUUGGCUGGACUCGGCUUUGCGGGAGUCAUGUUUUCGAUGCACUCCCUCCUAUCGGAUUCCAGCACGAUGACCCUCUGGGUCUGGAGCGGUUAUCCGGUCAAUGGCCCCUUGGCAUCUCCACAUGGUGCCUACACGAUCAUCGCGAUGGGGGUGGGACUGCUAUUUGGGGUGAUGGUACCCGGUAUCGCGCGAAGCUGGACCUUCUACGGGAUUGGAUCCAUUGGUGCAGCUGCAUUGGUUGCAUUCGAUGACUGGACUGGGUACUACGGUGCACUGGCUAUUGCAACCUAUAUCAUGGCCAUUGCGCCCGUCUUGAUUCGGUCUGCCGUCCACCAAAGGGCAUACGCAUCUACCUUCGGGUUCGGCUUCUUGAUCUACAAUAUCCUUGUCCUCGCCCACGUCUGGGUCGUGGCCUACGCGUUCGUUCCAGGCGGACCGUUGAUGCGCGAGCACACGGAUUGGGUCGUGGCGGUCACCAUGCUCUGCAUCGGGGCCGGAGUCUACGAGGCCACCGCACGUGCUGCAGCACCUUCAAAGAAGCCAAAAAAGCCUGCGCAGACGUCUCCGACAGCACGAAGGCAGCGCGGUUUCUACAUCUAUAUCCUGGGUGGUUUGCAGCUCCUUGCGAUCGCGGUCGCGUACCUCCGUUUCCCAACGUACGACUACACUCCUUACCAUCCCGACUCCAAUGUCCUGACCGCUGGUAUCUGGACCGUCCAUUUCUCUCUCGACAACGACAUGUGGGAUUCGUCUCGCCGCAUGGCAUACCUGCUUAAAAACAUGGAACUCGACGUUAUUGGACUGCUCGAGUCGGAUCUCCAGCGGGUCAUCAUGGGCAACCGCGAUACCACGCAGUAUCUCGCCGAAGAGCUCGGCAUGUACGUGGAUUACGGCCCGGGCCCUGAUAAACACACAUGGGGUGCCGCACUUCUCAGCAAGUUCCCCAUCGUCAACAGCACGCAUCACCUCCUACCUAGCCCUGUCGGUGAAUUAGCCCCCGCCAUCCACGCCACGCUCGAUGCGUACGGGGAGCUGGUCGAUGUGGUGGUAUUCCAUUCCGGGCAAGAAGAGGACCCGGAAGACCGGCGAUUGCAGACCGAGUACCUAUCGAACUUGAUGGGCUCGGUGACGACGCGUCCGGUGAUCUUACUGAGUUAUCUGGUUACCACGCCAAAGCAGGGGAACUAUAACACGUAUGUCGGGGAGGUAAGUGGCAUGAGGGAUAUUGAUCAUACGGAUUGGGAUCGGUGGUGCGAGUAUGUGUUGUAUAAGGGGUUGAAGAGGAUUGGGUAUGCUCGACUGAGUCGAGGGACGAUUACCGAUACCGAGUUGCAGGUUGGGAAGUUCGUUGUUGGUCAACCGGAGGGCUCCGACGAGCAUAUAUCCGAAGAUCACGUUCCGGAAGACAUGCGAUUUCCGGCAUUGUUCCGUGGAGAGGGCGUGAAGGGUCACAGAUAUCAUGUCUUCGAUGAGCCUAGGUACUACGCUUAGAUAUUAUACAUGUAACAUUAAGUUUCAUAUAGGUAUUUAAUAACAGACCGAUGAUUAUGCAUCAUUCUGGU
This is a messenger RNA of Eremomyces bilateralis CBS 781.70, 3108 nucleotides long. Its product is annotated as calcofluor white hypersensitive protein-like protein. Gene Ontology annotation, cellular component: endoplasmic reticulum. The record is from RefSeq and is a predicted model, not a curated record. Gene Ontology annotation, biological process: fungal-type cell wall organization; GPI anchor biosynthetic process. The coding region runs from base 164 to 3037 and encodes 957 amino acids. NCBI's taxonomy places the organism in Eukaryota, Fungi, Ascomycota, Dothideomycetes, Eremomycetales, Eremomycetaceae. The transcript is spliced from 11 exons.